Messenger RNA from Corythoichthys intestinalis (scribbled pipefish), 2836 nucleotides. It is a transcript of the gene rgmb, whose product is annotated as repulsive guidance molecule BMP co-receptor b. The transcript has 3 exons. Gene Ontology annotation, biological process: BMP signaling pathway. Gene Ontology annotation, molecular function: coreceptor activity. Bases 334 to 1734 code for a protein of 466 amino acids. NCBI's taxonomy places the organism in Eukaryota, Metazoa, Chordata, Actinopteri, Syngnathiformes, Syngnathidae. The record is from RefSeq and is a predicted model, not a curated record. Gene Ontology annotation, cellular component: plasma membrane.
ACCGAGAGGAGAUCGUACGUGUUUUGAGUCCGCGAAGUAGCGAAAAGCAAGCAUUUCCAAUGGUGCGCCAAAUCACGUGUGCGACUGCAAGUGGAUGCGGAAACAAGUGAAAGUGAGACCACAAUCGUUCACAGACAUACUUUAUCUGUAUUCAUGCACAUCCGCCCUGCUUUUCGUGAAGUGGAAGUCUUUUAAUGCCCUUGCACACCCGUGGAGGAAAACAAGGAGAGAAGAGUGGGGAAGAACAAGAAGAAGAGGAGGAAGAGGAAGAAGUAGUUUCAAGGCCUGAGCGAGUUCUGUCCUCUCCCCCUUCCAGGCCCUGCAUGGACGGGGAUGGGGAGAGCCGGAUGCUGUUGCAGCGAGGCUGAGCGCCUCGCCUCCCCGUUCCUGGUGCACCGUUUCCGGCCACUGCUGCUGAUCAUCAUCGCUCUGACCUCCGCUGGCCGCAUAGGUUAUUGCCAAGUGAUCACUCCUCAGUGUCGCAUCCAAAAGUGUACCACUGACUUUGUCUCCUUGACCUCCCACCUCACGCCGACUGUGGAUGACUUUCACGUUGAAUUCUGCAAAGCUUUGCGGGCUUACUCAGCCUGUACGCAAAGGACAGCAAAACCCUGCAGGGGUAACCUGGUCUACCAUUCGGCAAUGCUGGGCAUCUCGGAUUUAAUGAGCCAGAGGAACUGCUCCCGAGAUGGUCCGACUUCCUCCACCCAUCCCGAGAUCCACCAUGAGCCGUGUAACUACUACAGUCGCACUCAGCACGCUCACGCCCACGCGCACACUCACGGGCACUCACAUGCUCACAGCCACAGUCACUCAAGGCCUGAAUUCCUUUUCUGCGGGCUGUUCGGAGAUCCCCACUUAAGGACAUUCAAGGACAGCUUCCAGACUUGCAAGGUGGAGGGAGCAUGGCCUCUCAUCGAUAAUGACUAUCUGUCGGUUCAGGUCACUAAUGUUCCAGUGGUUACAGGCUCCGCUGCCACGGCCACCAAUAAGAUCACUGUUAUCUUCAAACCCUACGAGGGCUGCACUGACCAAAGGGUCUACCAAGCCGUGACUGACAACUUACCCGCCGCCUUCGACGAUGGAACGGUGAGCAGUGGCGACCCCAUUCACGUCUCCAUGGGGACAGACGGUGCCACUGGGAAAGUGCGGGCCCUUUGGAUCUCAGAGCGCAGUCCGGGCCACCACGUAGAGCUGCACGCGGGUUACAUUGGCGUCACGGUGAUUGUCCGACAGCUCGGUCGCUACCUAACCCUGGCGGUACGGAUCCCAGAGGAGCUGUCUCAGGCCUAUGACGCCACUCAAGACCUGCAGCUAUGUCUAAACGGCUGCCCCAGGGUUGAACGCAUCGACCAGGGCGGUCACCUGCCCCUGUCUCCGCCUUCAGUUGGCCUUCAGCUCCAGCAUCUGCACGGGCCCAGAUAUUCUUCACAGAUACAGUUAUCCUCCUACGGUGACAGGCAGGUGUUCACUCUGGAGGGUGCAAAGGACCGCUGCCGGGAGCAGCUGGAGGUGCAGGACAUUUACUUCCACUCCUGUGUGUUUGACCUCCUUACCACCGGGGACGCUAACUUUACCGUGGCAGCAUACAGCGCCCAGAAAGACAUGGAGAGUCUUCACCCGCACAGAGACAAAUGGAGGAUCUACCCACAAGCUUCUGCCCCCUCCAUUCUGUACCCCCAACCUUUUCUACUCUUCACUCUGCUUCUACUUUGUACGCUUAGUUUUGUGUAAAAGUGGUAGUCUUUGCAUGUACAUGAAGUGCACUAGAAAGACUUUUUGACUGAGCACUACUACCGACGGCUGGUUUAGCUGAGUUGGCGCUUCUUAACAGCGGUACCACUUUCAAGCUUUCUUCUUCUUCGGAUCAAUGACAGUGACUUCAGUGAUGUUCUGUAGGAAUAAAUGAUUAAUUACACGAUAUGUAAAUAAUGUUUUUUCCUAGCACAGUGUAAUAGUUUAGCGUGUUAUUUGGUGUGAUUUAUAAUACUUCAGACAUGAUUUUUGUCUUUAUAGAAGCACUUUAAUUUUUUUUUUUUUUUUGCUUUUUCAAAUCCACAUCAGUGUUUUUCACCCACACUUUUCCAAAGUUCCUUUACCAAUAUUUUUUGUGACCUGCUCAAUUCUGGCAACGUUUGAGUCAGCCAUUUUGACAAAAAUACAUUAAUAUCUUGGUGGGUGAUUACUCAGUAUAAUACAGUACUCUUAUGUUAAAGCAACACUUGGUAACUUUUCAGUUUUGGUCGAUUUUAGCGAAGCCGGUGGAUGAAAGCGGUAGUGUUUUGCCUUAAAGGUAACCCCUAACUUAAAGACUUGUAGGCUCUAAUAAGACACAAUUGUUCUCUUUUACUAGAAUAUGUUAUUAGAAACACAUAAAAUAUUGCCAUUGAUUUAAAAAUCUAUGAUAGUUAGUACGUUUUGACCAUGGAGGGUGCCAUGUUUUAAGCGCACAAUGGACGCUCGGGGUGAUGAUGAAGAUUGUCACUGUCGCUCGACGAAUAUUACCGGGUUACCGCAAUUCCUUCUAUGCGGCGAGACGUCCGACACGUGCUAAUCGGUUAAAAGCGGCGAGUACUUACUGUUUGUGUUUUUAUUGGGUCUUUUAUUACCUUUUCAUUGCUUCAAAAUACUUUUUGCAUGUGUUUCCCUCUCAUACAUUUAAGUACGGCUGCAGCUAUCGAUCAUUUUAGUAGUCAAUUAAUCAAUGAACUUGUUAUUUCGAAUAAUAAGUAAUCGAAUAAGGAAUAUAAAAAAAUACCUGAGCUGAGCCUCAAACAGUAUAAAAAAAAAAAAAAAAGACAAUUUAAUGCUAUAAAAUCCUUUUUUUUUUUUGUUU